Cydia pomonella (codling moth) is the source of this 3113-nucleotide messenger RNA. It is a transcript of the gene Inx7, whose product is annotated as innexin inx7-like. Gene Ontology annotation, biological process: phototransduction. Gene Ontology annotation, cellular component: gap junction; plasma membrane. The record is from RefSeq and is a predicted model, not a curated record. Lineage: Eukaryota; Metazoa; Arthropoda; Insecta; Lepidoptera; Tortricidae. Gene Ontology annotation, molecular function: gap junction channel activity. The transcript is spliced from 8 exons. The coding region runs from base 771 to 2033 and encodes 420 amino acids.
UUCGGUUAAGAAAAUGGAAUUAGACUUCCACUCACAUAACUGGUUAUCUCCGCGGAAGAAAUAGGAGGUCUAGUUAACCAGUUAUCAGACUUGGUUGUCUGGGUGGAACAAAGGUUUCGUGCUUCGAAUUUGACAGGUAAACGGCGCUGUACAGCUCUAUAUAUUUUGCGGUAACUCUGAUUAAUCGAUAAUCAAAAGUUGACGUUUGACAAUUUAGUGACCGCAAAACAUAAGGCACACAGCGCCAUCUGUUUUUGAUGUCGAACUAAGGGGCACGUUGUUUUCUUAGACAUUACCUCUUUAUUACAAUUAAUUCUCUUUGCCGGCAGGAACACAGCACUAUACUAUGAGUAGGGUCUAGUGUUAUUUGGCUGCGGUUUUCUAUAAGGUUGAGGUACUUCUCCAGUUGGGCUCUGCUCUAGAUCUGGAAUGACAUCCGCUGUGCUGUGCCCUACCACACAAAGCGAGAUGACAUUCGCAAUGCCCAUACCUCUCUUUUGAACGUAGUUUAAGGAUAUACUCGGGUCCAACUUUUAAUAAUUAAUAUUGUGUUCCUGUUUAAUCAUUAAUUUCAUUCUUACCUGCUAAAUUUCGAGACAUCCAAGCAUUCUACGUUGGUUCUCUAUAAAUCGCUCUAUAAUCAGUUUAUCAAAUUUUUAUCUUAUCAUCCAUACUGGGGCAAGACAAAGAAUCUACCGUCAGUACUCAACUUACGUGUCACGAAGCAUGUCUCUCGCUCUUAGAUAAGGAUAAAAGCAUAAUCAACAAAAAUGGAGGGCAAACUCUUCGCCGCCACAAUCGCUACAGUAGCCCCCCAAUUCAAGUUCAAAGCCAAACCAAUAAUAGAAAACAUUGUCUUCAAACUCCACUAUAAGGCCACCGUGACCCUGCUGGUGGUGUUUGUGAUCCUGGUGUGCGCGAGGGAGUUCUUCGGGGACCACAUCAAGUGCAUAUCGGACCAGGGCGUGCCGGACCAUGUUAUACAGACGUAUUGCUUCUUCAUGGCGACCUUUACCAUCGUCCGCCAUUACAACGAAAGCCUGCUACAGUCAGGGUUCCUGCCGCACCCCGGCGUGGGCCCCCUCAGCGGCGACGACGAGACCCUCCACCACACGUACUACCAGUGGGUCCCGUUCGUGCUUUUCCUGCAAUCUAUAGCCUUCUACAUGCCGCAUUAUAUUUGGAAGAAGAAGGAAGGUGGCAGGAUCAAAGCUUUAGUAGACGGGCUCCAGUACGCCAGCAUCGCGAUUCAAGAUGGCGAUGAUAUCACCGUCAAGGGCAACACCGUGCCGUCGCAGAAAAGUCUGGACAAGAAACUUGAUAUCAUCAGGAAGGAUAUCAUUAUGAGGUUAAGAAUAACCAGAACCUGGUCGGUCUGGCUGGUCGCCAUGGAGAUAGUAAACAUGUUGCAAGUAAUCCUGCAGGUGUACGUCGUCAACUGCUUUCUGAACGGCCAGUUCCUGGACCUCGGGCCCAAGGUCGUGGGGUUCGGGAACUGGGACUUCAUCGCUGAUCCAUUGGAGACUGUAUUUCCUAAGGUAACAAAGUGUAUUUUCCACAAAUACGGUCCGAGCGGCUCUAUACAGCAACACGACGCCCUCUGCGUUAUGGCGCUGAACAUCAUACACGAGAAGAUCUACGUCAUACUGUGGUUCUGGUUCCUGUUCCUGUUCAUCGUGUCUACGCUAGCUGUGAUUUGGCGAAUUGGUUCCUUCUUCCUCUAUCGUCGUUCUCUGAGGUUCAACGAGCUGAUGUUCCGUCAAGUAACUGGCGGCAAAUUUAACCCUUAUAACGUGAUCAGUGUGGUCAACGGGUGCCAGUAUGGGGACUGGCUGUUCCUCUAUUAUUUGGCGAAGAAUAUGCAGGGCUUUGUGUUCAGGGAACUCUUCGCACGUUUAGCUGAAGAGCUUGAGAAGAGGGACAUGCCGUAUCCACAGAGCGGUCAUGAGAAGAAGGGGGCGGAACCAGUCCUCAUUGGCAAAGUUGACUAUGAUGAUGAAACACUGCCUUUGAAAGAGAAGACUGCGUUAUGAACAUUGAAGGGGCAUUUGGAGUUUUGAGGUUUGCCGUUUGGCUUAGUAAAUGCUCCUAGUGAUCAGCUUAUUAUAUGAAUAUUCAGUUGUUUUAAAAUGAAACAGCAAGGUGUAUUUUACAUUCGUGAUGGUAAUUUAAUUGUUAAUACGGUCGAUUUUACAAAGACGGUAACCUUUAACCUUCUGAACGCCAAGUACACUAAAGUCGUCGUUACUAGUCGUGCCCACAGCGCCAAGGACAACUAUGGGUGUUAUGACGGACGCUGUCAAAGUAACCUUCUCACUUUCGAGUAAGGGCUGAUUUAAUUGUAAUAAAUAAAAAAUAAUAACAAUAAAAUAAAAAAAAGAUGGCGCGUGAACUCGUAUGCUAUUUUACUUCUAGUUUAAUUGAGGAGUAUUGAUUACAUCCAGCCGACCAACCAAAUACCGCAAUUUAAUGAAGUUCGCAUGCGAGUUGUCGCUCUGUCUAAACCUUUGUUACCUUGGCGUAUAAGUAUCGUUUUUGUUCAACACGUAUUUAAAGCGUUGAAAAGGUUAAAGAUGUUUGUGAACUCUGUACUUGUCACUUGUCAUCCUUACAUAAUAUUGAACUGUAUUCAAAAUGAAUAUUAUGUGUCUGCCAAUUUUAUGGCGUGAAACCAAAUAAUACAAUAAAUCGAAAUUAUGUUAUGAGAUUUGCUAAUUGUUUCGUUUGUUAAUUGUAAGAAUUUUGGAAUGCAUUUAGAAAACUAUGACAUUGUAGGAAUAAGUAUUAAUUAAGAUUAAGAGGAAAGAUACUAUUUUAAUGAUUUACUCAUUCGACUCUUGCCAGUGACAUAAUAGGUAUUUAUAUUCAUAAAUUUAGUAUUAAAAAAUAAUAUUUUAAUCAUUAAGUUUUCAGCAAGCAAGUCUAGAGGCAAACAAAGCUCAAAUUAUUUUGUCAAAUAAGUACUCGAAAAUUGUAAUUUCAUUGAAAAACACUGCAAUAGAAUGAAGACAGUAUAGGUAUUAAAAUAUACACAUAAUUUUAUACUUCAUUUAAAUUAAGUCCAAGUUUACUGUCGUUUGUGAAUUUAUGAAUAUAUUUUAUUUAUCGUUAAA